This is a messenger RNA of Psammomys obesus (fat sand rat), 6296 nucleotides long. It is a transcript of the gene Mob3b, whose product is annotated as MOB kinase activator 3B. The transcript is spliced from 4 exons. The record is from RefSeq and is a predicted model, not a curated record. Gene Ontology annotation, molecular function: protein kinase activator activity. Bases 399 to 1049 code for a protein of 216 amino acids. NCBI's taxonomy places the organism in Eukaryota, Metazoa, Chordata, Mammalia, Rodentia, Muridae. Gene Ontology annotation, cellular component: cytoplasm; nucleus. Gene Ontology annotation, biological process: positive regulation of protein phosphorylation; signal transduction.
GCUGGGUGCAUGUGGGGGCCGCAGGAGAGCCGCGGCGGCUGCAUCUGGAGUCGCGCGUGCCGGCCAGAAAGCCCUCGCGUGGAUCUGCAAGCCUCGCUGCUCCGGCCGAAGGAGCUCUCGCUUCUCCUCCGGCUCCAGAAGCUGCUGCCCGCGCGGAGGAAGCCAGCAGGGCCCUCGGCGGGAGGUUAAAACCCCACGGAAGGAACAUGAGGUUUCCCCCGGAGGUUGUUCAAGAGGACAACGGAAGGAGCCAUUUAAAAUAGAGUAAAGACUACCAGACUGCAAGACUGGGGCCCGAGGGCUGGCAGUGGAAAACUCUGUUGGGCUGUGAUCUCUCACUGAAAAGUCCCAAGUGCCUUUUUGCUUCCUGUAAAAGGAAGGAAGACAAGAAGGAGACCAUGUCUAUAGCCCUGAAGCAGGUGUUCAACAAGGACAAGACAUUCCGGCCCAAGAGGAAGUUUGAACCGGGCACGCAGAGGUUUGAGCUGCAUAAACGAGCUCAGGCAUCCCUCAACUCAGGCGUGGACCUAAGGGCAGCUGUGCAGUUGCCCAGCGGGGAGGACCAGAACGAUUGGGUGGCGGUGCACGUGGUGGACUUCUUCAAUCGCAUCAACCUCAUCUACGGCACCAUCUGUGAGUUCUGCACGGAGCGGACCUGCCCUGUGAUGUCAGGGGGCCCCAAAUAUGAGUAUAGGUGGCAGGACGACCUCAAGUAUAAGAAACCAACUGCACUGCCAGCUCCCCAGUACAUGAACCUGCUCAUGGAUUGGAUUGAAGUCCAGAUCAACAAUGAGGACAUAUUUCCAACGUGUGUUGGUGUUCCCUUCCCAAAGAACUUCCUUCAGAUCUGCAAGAAGAUCCUUUGCCGCCUUUUCCGGGUCUUCGUCCACGUCUACAUCCACCACUUUGACCGCGUCAUUGUGAUGGGUGCAGAGGCUCACGUCAACACCUGCUACAAGCACUUCUACUACUUCGUCACGGAGAUGAACCUCAUAGACCGGAAGGAGCUGGAGCCCUUGAAAGAGAUGACAACCAGGAUGUGUCACUAACACCCCGCCUCAUCUUCCAGAAGAAAGGAACCCUGUUUCUCCCAAGAGUCCCCACGGGACAAGAAGUGGUCCUCCCUGGCUGACAUGAUCCCUACUUCCAGGAGCAGGAACGCCGGAGCCCCGCCAGGACUUCUGAAAGACAUCUCCUACCCAUUCCAUGUGCUCUUACCCUCUAAGUGCUGCUAGCCAGAGCCUGCGGGCCAUGCAGACCGCAGCACGAAGGACCAGCCUUAACCCCUUCGGCUGAGGACAGUGCAGGAGAGGCUGCUGCCCUUCGCCCGUGGCACGCUUCUGCCUGGGAGCUGCCCCCUAGGCUGUACUGGAAUUCAGGUUACAAGACUGAGAGGCUUGUUGCAGUGGUUCUUGUUAGGCUUUUGACUCAGUUCUCUGUCACUUAUUUUUCUAAGUACCAAGCAAAUUUGGAGAACGUUUAGGUGGUACAUUUUCCUAUGCCAUCUCUCCACAAUUUCCCUAAGCCGUUGAGCCCUGGCUUUGGGGCUUUGGGGACUGAGACAAGGAAAGGCCUGCAGUUCUGGAACCAUCCACCAUUCACCUUGUAGGUGGCUUCACCAGGGGCCAGUUAAUGGCUACAUGAUGUAUGCCCCAGGCAGGCAUUCACAUGCUAACAACGGGAAAAAUCUGGUGACUGGAAAUAUAGCUGGUGCAUUAGCAGUUUGCCCUAGUCAGAAGGUAUUUUUCAUAGCCACAGCCAUUUCUAGACUCUUCCAUUAGAGAUAAACUUUCCCAUUUCCCAGAAGAGAAAGAUAAAGUUAAAAAUGACCUCUAGGAUCCUUGAGCCAGAUUAGUGCAGUGUUUGCUAAGGGGUAGUGAGUCCUAGCUGUCCCUACACAGAGUAAUACUAGGGUCUCAGUGACAAGAGAAAAAUACAGUUGGUAUUUGGUACAUGUAGAUUAACUACUCGACUUGUGGCCUUUCCAACUUGACUGCAGAGAUUCUUCUCCUCCCCAUUUUCCUUUUCUCUCCUCCCAACUUUCCCUCCCUAUUCUCCCUAUUAUCACUACAUUUCUUCCUCAUUCUCUCCUUAUUUCUCCCCAGUCAUCCCACCAGACGAUGACACAGAGUUAAUUUCUGUUGAGUGCUACGGUCACCAAGGUCUUCCUGUUAUCCAUUCAGUUUAUCCCUUCCAGCAGUCAGAAUACCAUUCUGUGCUCUCUCUUGCCUUUAGAAGGUUUAGUAAAUGAAAUGUUGCCUUCUCUGAUUCAUUGACAAAACUGUGGUUCUAACAGCUUGACUAAGAAGUACCCUACUUCCCAUGAUAUUGAUUUCAGUAAAGUGUCAGUUGGUGAAGGGAAGUAGAUAUGAAUGUAUUCUUGCAGUUAAAGUAAUAACAAAAGAUGACUAAGUUAAUCUGAUGUUACUUAGUAUACCUAAUAUGUUAAAGCCAUCUGUGGCCACCACAAAGGCCUAGAAAGCAUGACAUCUUUGUCUAAAUGAUGAAAAGGCUGACUGUAUGGACUGAGUGACAUUGUGCAUGAUGGAACUGUGCAGAACAACCCUUCCUUCCUGUGCGUGGAUGUCUUGUGAGACCAUCAUUACCACUUUGAUGGUACUGGCUUGCUCCAACCUACAGCAACUUUUUUUCUUUUCUCCCUAAGUAAUGUUUAGAGGCCAAGAUAAGCAAUGCUUUUUUGGUUUGGGUUUGGGUUUUGGUUUGCUUUUUUUGUUUUUGGUUUGUUUUGUUUUUUUUUUUUGGGGGGGGGGAUUGUUUGGUUUUGUUUUGGGUUUUGUCAAUAUCACUUUGGGCUAAAAGUAUUAUCUAAGGGCCCAGCUAUAAUAACACACAUGGGAGGCAGGAUGGUGGCCCUGAGAAAUGGCAGGUCAUUCCACAAGGCCUUGGGAAGUGUGUGCAGCUAUGUGCCUUUAACAACUGAAGGACUUACUCCCCUUUGUGCCUAUAUUUCAGUAAUGCUUAGUCCCAGGAGAAGCCCGACUUUGAAGACAUUUGUCAUUUCUUUCUAAAGUUAUUUCCUACCAAUUAUUUGUGUAUAUGAAAUUUCCAUUUAGCUUAAGACAUCCAAUUAUUUUUUAAUUCUUGGAACAAUCUUCUCUGGCUUGUAUUGCUAAUUGCACUAAUAAGCUCUUAAGGUCUAGCCGGCUGCUCUGCUUUUUUAAAGUACAGGGUGUUCAUCUUUCUACAGAACUUUGUUUAGCAAAUUCUGAAGAAAAAUAAAAUCCUCACGAGUUUCUUUUAAGCCUUCAGCCUGACCCUAUCUUCCAUACAUCUGUAUUGUGAAUGGGAUAUCCUUGCAAACUCUAGGACAGAUCCAGGCCUGUUUCUGUCUCCUAACCUUAUUCUUUCUCCUUUUCUGCAUUUAUUUUAAUUUUGGGAAAAUUCAAAGUUGAAAGAUUAUAAAUGUUCUUGAGUGUACCAAGCAUUAGCAUAUCACCUCAUUUUCUUUCUCACUAUAAAUGCAGUCAUUACAGAACCAUCAAAAACAAAUUCCAGUCAUCAUAAAGUUUUAAAAUAUCUUAUCAUUCAUACCCCUCCUCAUCUUCAAUGUCAUCAACUACAGAGCCAGAACAUUAAUGCUGUGCAUGUUUGAUAAGACAACCCAUGGUUCAAAUUCUGCCUCAAAAAAUUCUUUGUAGUUGAUUUUUCUUUAAAAAAAAAAAAAAAUCUAUGAUAUAAUCAAAAACUACACUUUGCAUUUAAUUGCCAUUAUUUUCAUUUCCAUUAAUGGGUUAUCACCCUCCCUCCCACCCCCCGCUGCAUGCACGUGUGUGUGUGUGUGUGUGUGUGUGUGUGUGUGUGUGUGUGGGCUGUCUUUUAUGACUGGCUUUACUAAACAAAUUCAAGCUGGUUUUAAUAUGGCAGUGUGCCCACAUUCUGAAGGAAUACUUUCUGCUUAUUUCCUCAUAGUGAGAGUUAGGUUAAACAUGUCAAGGUUAAGAGUGUUCACAGUGUUGAUGUGUCUUCCUUGCAAUGUGAGAGAAAAUGUUAAUGUCUGAUUGAAGAUUAAUCAGUGGGUUCAAGGGUUAUCUGCCUCUGAGCCAAUCAAGUUCCAUAAUUCAUUGUUAAGCUCUGAAAUUCAAUACACACACCAUGUCUAUAAUAUGAAGUUCAAUGUGCAUACUUCACGUCUUAAUGUUAUCAGAGACCAUGAUACCCGAUAUUAAAUCCUUUGCUGUGGAUGGUACAGCAGUGUGACAGGAGUGAGACCUUUCCAUUAAGAUGAAAAGGAAGCAGGAAUAUUUCAUUUGCAAAGAAUACAGAAGAAUGUUGGCUUAUGAAUGUGUAUGAUCCUACAGCCAGAGGUGAAGUGUGUGUGUGUGUGUGUGCAUUGUUUCUUUUUCCCUUAGUGACUUCCCAUUCAGACCCAUGGUUUAUUCAUUGAGCUCAGCUCAUAUAUUAUGAGACACUACUCUUUACAUAGCCCUGGGUAUUCUGAAACUCGCUAUGUAGACAAGGCUGGCUUUGAACUCAUUUGCUUCUGCUUCCUGAGUGCUGAGAUUAAAGGCAUCCACCACCAUAUACACUGCUCAUAUAUUCUUGUGGAGGGCGACUACUAAGUAUUUUUGAAAACAUAUUAACUUUCACAGUUUGCUGUCUCUCUCCAAAAGAGAUGAUUAGGAAUGAAGGUUUGUUUGUUUGUUUUAGAUUUUUAUGAACUUGGGCACAAUCUGAGAGGCCAUACAUUUUUAUCCUAAUAGAUACUGAUUUCAACCAUAUUAAUAAGAUAUUUCCAAUCUGCCCUCUGGGGUUAAGAUCUGAACUUGGGAUACACUGUGGAAACAGAACAUUAAUCCUUCCACUUCUGUUCACCAAGACAGCCCACAAGCCCCUCAUCCAGGCCCCCUUACUUCUAGCUUCUUUUGGGUUCAGCCAAUGGAAAUAAUGGAAAGGGUAGAUUAAAUUACUGAUCUAGAUUCUUUUUCUGCUUCUUAAGCUGUUGAACGUCUCUUCCCUGAAUGUUCUAUUUCUUUUCUCGGAACUAGGGUGAAUGGAAGGAACCUCAGAGCUUCCUGAUUUAUUCUUCCUAUCAUACAAUCAUUCCAGCAACAUUCCAGGUAGAACACGUUCUGCUUUUACAGAUAGUCAGGCACAGAACUACAGAAUCCUCUGUAGAACCCACUGAAACUUGACAGCCUUUGAAACCUUCCUUCCAACCCAAGCCAAAUAGUCCUUUUGAGCUCCAGCCUUUGUUUCAUGCCUCUACCUAGAAAGGUCCAGAGACUAGUCAGUGGUAGCAAAUGGUUAAUAACAACAGCUUUACUCGCACACUAGUGAAAAACAUGAAGACUUCCUUCAGAAUCAUCCCAAUGAAGGCACCCCCUCAGAAGUUUUGCCAUUUAGCAUUUCUAUGGUUGAGCUAUAAACUCAAAAGCUCUCCCUGUGUCUGUGUCACAGACAUUACACACUGUGAACUGAUAAAUUAUAUCUUCUCCAGACCCUUUUUUUUUUUUUUUUUAAUAGUCCUGGCUAUAAGAAAUCUUUGGAUGUUCUUAUUUCAGUUGACUGUAUGGAAAUCUUUAACUAAGUUAUCUUAACUGUUCUAAGUUUCCUUUCUUCCUAUGUGUAACACCUUUCAUCAUAACACAACUGUUUGGGUUUGGUUUAAAUUUUCCUUAGCUGAAAAAAAUUAAGGAAUUCAGUUUCUACCAGUCCACCAUUUACCCAGCCCAUUGUCACUGUUGGAAGCAUGUCACUUCUAAUAGUCCCUUAGCCUAAAGGAUACCAUGCUAAGAAAAAGAAAAAGCGUGUCUUCAAGAAAUGCCAGAGGCAUCAUUUGGAUAGUAUUGUCAUUCUAGCUCUGAUAUUUUGGCUUUAAAUAAACUAGUGAUUCCUGUCUAAAAUUAGCCAAACAAAGUAUAUUUUAGAGGUAAUGAUUUUUUUUUCCUGGUUUUUAAAAUGUUUAUUAAAAAAAAACAAAAAAACUCCUUUAUAGCAAUCUAUUUUCCUCUGGGCAGGUAUUAAAUAUGGGUAAAAUAUUUUCAAUGAUAUAUAAAGAUUUGUGUAACAUAAAGGAUGAUUCAUUUUCUAAUGAAGCAAGCUGUUUACUAGCUUCUAGUGAUCUGCCUUCAAAGUUUUCCUGUCUCUUUUUUAAGUACAUCUGAAAAAUGUUAACUAUAUUUUUGUUCCACUUGUGAUUCAGUUAAGUUUGUCAGAAAGUAGACUAACAUAAUUAAAUCAAUUAAAAGAGCUAGAUAAAUCUAAAGAAUAUUUAUGAAAUAAAUUUCUGUGUGAGCUUAAGAAUUCAAAUGUCAUGAAUAAAAGCUAAAUAACCA